This is a messenger RNA of Mya arenaria, 1821 nucleotides long. Its product is annotated as glucose dehydrogenase [FAD, quinone]-like. Gene Ontology annotation, molecular function: flavin adenine dinucleotide binding; oxidoreductase activity, acting on CH-OH group of donors. The record is from RefSeq and is a predicted model, not a curated record. NCBI's taxonomy places the organism in Eukaryota, Metazoa, Mollusca, Bivalvia, Myida, Myidae. Bases 1 to 1821 code for a protein of 606 amino acids. The transcript has 4 exons.
AUGGGAUUCAUACAAACUGCCGUAAGUGUCGGAGUUCUUGUGUUGUCUUGGCGACUGUAUCAGAAUCAUAUGCAUUCCAGUGAGGUCAUAAAGGUUGUCUCCCAGGCAAAAGCAGAGUACGACUACAUUGUGAUCGGCGCUGGCUCGGCGGGCUCGUUGGUUUCCGCUAGACUGACGGAAACUCCUGAUAUAACUGUACUAGUCUUGGAGGCUGGUCCGAAUUUCGAGAACAUUCCAAUUUUGAAUCAACCCGAGCAGUGGUGGAAGAAUAUUGGAGGGGAAUUUGACUGGAGAUAUAAAACAAUGCCACAGAAACAUGCAUGUUUGGGCUCAAAGAACAACCAGUGUGAAUGGCCAAGAGGGCGCAUCGUCGGCGGAUCCGGAAAAGACCUUCCAGUGGGACACAACUUACAAGGCCACAGCCAAGACAGCAUCUUGACGACCUUGGAAUACUCGUUAUACAAGACCUUCCAGUGGGGCACAACUUACAAGACCACAACCAAGUCAGCAUCUGAACGACCUUGGAAUACCCGUUAUAGAAGACCUUCCAGUGGGGCACAACUUACAAGACCACAGCCAAGUCAGCAUGUGAACGACCUUGGAAUACCCGUUAUACAAGACCUUCCAGUCGGGCACAACUUACAAGACCACAGCCAAAAGACCUUCCAGUGGGGCACAACUUACAAGACCACAGCCAAGUCAGCAUCUGAACGAACUUGGAAUACUCGUUAUAGAAGACCUUCCAGUCGGGCACAACUUACAAGACCACAGCCAAGUCAGCAUGUGAGCGACCUUGGAAUACCCGUUAUAGAAGACCUUCCAGUGGGGCACAACUUACAAGACCACAGCCAAAAGACCUUCCAGUGGGGCACAACUUACAAGGCCACAGCCAAGUCAGCAUCUGAACGGCCUUGGAAUACUCGUUAUAGAAGACCUUCCAGUGGGGCACAACUUACAAGACCACAGCCAAGUCAGCAUCUGAACGGCCUUGGAAUACCCGUUAUACAAGACCUUCCAGUGGGGCACAACUUACAAGACCACAGCCAAGUCAGCAUGUGUACAUCCAUCAAAGUGCCUUACAGUAUGACUUCGUCUUACGUGGAUAGUACGUGGAAUCAGCUGAAAUACAAACUUUUCAACGCUGGGCCAAAGUCCAUGACAGCUUCAGAAGGAUCAGCGUUCCUUCACUUGAACCAAGCUUUAGAAAACACAACAUACCCUGAUGUUCAAUGUGUUUAUGUAAGCAGACUAAUUGGUGCAAAUAUUUUCGAUUAUUCAGAAGAUAUCGCUGAAUUAGUGAUAGAAAAGGAUUCUGAAAGGCAUGGUUUCUGCACCUUCGUCGCGCUGACCCACCUACGGGCUCGAGGGGUUAUCUCCCUCUCGUCGACUGAUCUAUUUGACCAUCCUCUUAUUGAUCCGCGGUAUUUUGAAAAUCAUCAAGACGUUUUGGACCUCGUAGGUGGUAUUCGAAUUUGGGAAAAGCUAGCGCAGUCAAAAACGAUGUCAGAUCUCGGUGUUGAUAUCAAUGAAUUAAAUAAAAGGUUUUGCUCAGAGCACAAGUUCAGGAGUGACGAUUAUUGGGAAUGCUACAUUCGUAAACUAGCUUUCACCCAGUUCCAUCCGACUUCCUCGUGCAAAAUGGGAGCACUCGAUGAUGAAUCCACAGUUGUUGGCCCUGAUCUACGUGUGAAAGGGGUCGCAGGUCUCCGGGUCGUGGACGCUUCAGUAUUUCCGGUAAUAACUUCAGGAAACACAAACACUCCCACGUUGAUGGUCGCCGAAAGGGCCGCAGACUUUAUACUCGAUCGGAAAUCAGUCUAA